Aspergillus oryzae RIB40 is the source of this 2838-nucleotide messenger RNA. RefSeq names its product SacI domain protein. The coding region runs from base 1 to 2838 and encodes 945 amino acids. Gene Ontology annotation, cellular component: endoplasmic reticulum. The transcript is spliced from 3 exons. Gene Ontology annotation, biological process: phosphatidylinositol dephosphorylation. The record is from RefSeq and is a predicted model, not a curated record. Gene Ontology annotation, molecular function: phosphatidylinositol-4-phosphate phosphatase activity. Lineage: Eukaryota; Fungi; Ascomycota; Eurotiomycetes; Eurotiales; Aspergillaceae.
AUGCCAGCUUUGUUGCGAAAAUUGUGUAUCGUCGCCGCCGUUGAUGGACUAAUUCUCCAGGUUCCCGGGAACGGGUUGCGACACAAUGGAAACAAUGAAUCUUCCUCAAUACGGAUUGACUAUAAAACCGGCAGGGUCUCGUUCAAUCCAACCUACCCCGCGGACCAAGAUGAGCGUGAUGAAGGGAUGGAGGCUUUCGGCCUUGUUGGCCUUUUGACCGUUGCGUCAUACUCCUUCCUUAUCUCUGUAACUCAACGCCAACAAGUUGCACAAAUCCAAGGAAAGCCUGUUUACUCUAUUACCAAUGUUGCUAUCAUUCCAACUUCGUCACAGGAAGAUGCUAGCCGCGCAAUUUUCCAGGCAAAAGAACAAAUCUUGCAAGGUGAAGGUGGGCAAGAUGAGACGGCUUCAGAGGAGAGUAUAUCCGAUGUGGAGACUGAUAGUGAGGAUCUCGAUGUUAGCACCAUGCCCUCUUCUCCGGUCCGAGAGACUUCCCACAUUAGAGGUCAUAGUGUCAGCAGUAUUGCUGAAGAUGUGAUCGGGAAAAGGGCACGUUUCGGACGCUUUGCGGCGAAUUGGUUGUCGAGGAAGACCCUUGGAUUACCAGGAUUUGGUACAGUAGGUCAGGAACCUACGGACACGUCUAAAGGUGUUGGCACAGACGUGAAUAAGGAAAGUGCCGAAGCAACCGCGUCGGAAGUUGACGUCUCGCUGCGGCAGAGCGCAGGGGAUCCGACGGUAGAAUUGCUGCCGAAAUUACUUCGUUACACGAAGUUGCUUUUUACAUCGAAUAAUUUCUUCUUUGCAUAUGAUUAUGACCUCACUAGACAUAUUGGCGGGCAAAGUUUGGCACUCAACAAUAGCCAUCUGCCACUACACAAGGUAGUGGACGAAUUGUAUUUCUGGAAUAGGCAUCUCAUGGAACCAUUUAUCACAAUCGAUGCCCAUAGUUUCGUGUUGCCGCUGAUGCAGGGUUUUGUCGGCCAGCGGGAAUUCACAGUGGCGACUACAGAAGGCCACCGACCGACAAGACUAGAUAAUCCUCAAGAGAGCUCGGAGGGGCGUAUCGUCGACGAAACACAUGAAACGCAAGCCCCUGGUCUCGAUAAGCGAAAAUUCCUCCUUACCUUGAUUUCCCGGCGGUCGGUAAAGCGGCCUGGCCUCCGAUAUCUGCGCCGUGGUGUUGAUGAUGAAGGAAAUACCGCCAACAGCGUAGAGACUGAACAGAUUCUCUCGGACCCUGACUGGGAUCCUGUACGCAAUGUUUACUCCCAUCUUCAAGUGCGUGGGUCCAUUCCGCUAUACUUCUCUCAGUCACCCUAUACUUUCAAACCCGUCCCCGUGCUACAUCACUCGCCAGAAACGAAUCAGCUUGCCUUCGAUAGACACUUCCGUAACUUGAGUCGAAAGUACGGCAAGAUCCAAGCAGUUUCACUCAUUGACAAGCACGCGGGCGAAAAGAAGCUGGGGGAGCAGUAUGAAAAAUAUGCGCAAGCUAUGAACCAGUCAGGAGGGAUAGAUGGGACACAGCUUGGCUUAGAGUGGUUUGACUUUCACAAUGAGUGCCGUGGAAUGAGGUUUGAGAAUGUCAGCCGACUUGUGAAUAGCUUGGAGAGCACCUUGAACGAAUACAGCGACACAGUCGUACACAACAAUACUGUUAUUCAGGGGCAAACAGGCAUCGUCCGCACUAACUGCAUGGACUGUCUAGAUCGUACAGGAGUCGCACAAUGCGCCUUCGGUCAGUGGGCUCUAGAGCGGGAGCUGAAGCAGGAGGGCAUCAACAUCGACCUUGGCGGCGAUUCCUCGACGCAAUGGUUCAAUACCCUUUGGGCAGAUAACGGCGACGCCAUCUCCAAACAGUAUUCCUCAACAGCAGCUCUGAAAGGUGAUUAUACUCGGACGAGGAAACGGGACUAUCGAGGUGCAUUGAACGACCUGGGACUGACUUUGACACGGUACUUCAACAACAUUGUCAACGACUAUUUCUCACAAGCGUGUAUCGACUACAUGUUAGGAAAUGUUUCCACGCAAGUGUUUAAAGAAUUUGCAACGGAGAUGCAAACAGCUGAUCCAGGAAUCUCAGUUCAAAAGCUCCGCCAGAAUGCUAUAGAUACAAGCUGCAGAAUUGUGAUCAGCGAACAGUCGGAGGAGUUUCUGGGCGGCUGGACGAUGCUAACUCCGCGACAACCUAAUACUCUAAGAACUUUGCCGUUCGAGGAAGCUGUUCUCUUGCUCACAGAUGCCGCCAUCUAUAGCUGCCGGUUCGAUUGGAGCAUCGAUAAGGUGUUAUCAUUCGAGCGAAUCGAUCUGCGCUCCGUAACACGAAUCAACUACGGCACAUACAUCACUUCCAUUCUGACCGACACGCAAACUGAUCAACGUGGUAACGUUGGCCUUGUUAUCGAGUACCGCGAGGGCGAUGCAAACGCCCUUCGUGUCAACACCCGCUCAUUGCAAAGUAACGUGGACACCAAGACACUCGACAGCAACGCUCCCUCCAGCAAUGAAUGGGACGUGUACUCCUGGUUCAAGGGUACACCCCACUCGACGACCCGAUUUAUUGCAUUCAAAGCUCUUCCCCUCUCCAACUCUGUAACACAAACAAGGAAGAGCAGCAUAACAGUCAGUGAAACAGACUGGGUGCGGUCUGUCUGCGAGGAAAUAGAGCGAGCUAUGAAGACCGGUGAAGCUCAGCGACCAGAAUCAAAUGAUCAAAAGGAAGGAGCCCCAUCCAUAAUCGAGGCAUCGGAUAUUAUUUCCUUAGACGAUGCUAAGAAACGGACAGGUAUCUUUGAGCAUUUGGUUUAUGACAUCAAAAAGUUGGUGUGGGCAUAG